Molecule: messenger RNA, 679 nt
Organism: Chilo suppressalis (striped riceborer)
Lineage: Eukaryota; Metazoa; Arthropoda; Insecta; Lepidoptera; Crambidae
Source: the annotation of a GenBank genome assembly
GCCCCUGUGUGACAGAAUAGACGAGACCGACAACAACAUAACUCGAGCGAGAGUAGUAAUUUUUAACGAGAUUGUGACCAAGAAAAUACGACAAAAGUAAUUCAAUAACCUUGUUUUAAAUAGACACCCAUCAAAUUUUACGGCUAUGGCUAAUUCCGGCAAGGGAACUUUUCAACCUGACUCUGAUGUUCAUAUUUCUUAUGAAGACCAACAAAAAAUCAAUAAAUUUGCUAGACUAAACGCAAAAGUAGAUGAUAUAAAAGAUGAAUUGAAGGUAAAACAAAAUGACAUGAAGAACUUGGAGGAAGCGGUUGAGGAACUAAGUCUUACCGACGAUUCGGAAACGAUACCCUGCUUGAUUGGAGAAGUGUUUAUUUGUCAAAGUCUAGACAAUACAUUGAAAUCUUUGGAAGAUGCUAAAGCUAAAAAGGAAGGUGAGAUAGGUGAACUAAAACAUAAGUGUGAUGAACUGAAAUCCCAAAUGAGUGAAUUGAAAUCACAUUUAUAUGGCAAAUUUGGGAGCCACAUCAAUUUAGAAAAUGAAGAAGAAUGAAACUACUCUUACAAGGAACAACAUAAUUUAUUGAGCAAAAAAAUUUACAUUUAUAGCAACUGGCUAUAAUGAUUGUGUAAUAACCUUAUGAACAAAGUAAAUAAGACAUCCUCUGAUAUAAUCAUG